Sus scrofa (pig) is the source of this 5078-nucleotide messenger RNA. It is a transcript of the gene LSAMP, whose product is annotated as limbic system associated membrane protein. Lineage: Eukaryota; Metazoa; Chordata; Mammalia; Artiodactyla; Suidae. The record is from RefSeq and is a predicted model, not a curated record.
GAAGAGGGGGAGGGAGACUCUGGGCUGCUGCCGCGCGGCUGUGUGGGUUUCUUUACACUCGCUGGCAGGCUGGGUGCCGGAUCCCUCGCCCGCCCAGGAAAGUGGGUUACGGAGGGAAGAGGCUCAGCUCAGAUGCUGGCAAAGGAGCAUCCAGCCACAGAGACCAGAGAACACCUUCCUUUUUGCUGCCUCGUCUCCAUCCUUUCUAGAGGGUUUUAUAUUUGCACUCUCUCUUUUAAAAUUUUGUUUCUUUGACUUUUCCCCACCUCUGCUCUGGUUUUAUGAGGGCUUUGUUAAGUCUUAGACGGGAAAGAGACUGAGUGAGGGAAAGAAAGAGGCAAAGUGGAAAGGACCACAAAUUGGCAAAGCCUGUUCUGCUUUUGCUGUGGAUGAAAGUCCUCUGUUUGUAAAGCCCUCUCGGCGUGAGCAGCACGCGCACCCUCCAGAGUAGCCGGACCCUGCACCGCACCUCGGCGUGGCCACCAUGGUCGCCAGAGUUCAGCCUGAUCGGAAACAGUUGCCGCUAGUCCUACUGAGAUUGCUCUGCCUUCUUCCCACAGGACUGCCUGUUCGCAGCGUGGAUUUUAACCGAGGCACCGACAACAUCACCGUGAGGCAGGGGGACACGGCCAUCCUCAGGUGCGUUGUAGAAGAUAAGAACUCAAAGGUGGCCUGGUUAAACCGUUCUGGCAUCAUUUUUGCUGGGCAUGACAAGUGGUCUUUGGACCCCCGGGUUGAGCUGGAAAAACGCCAUUCUCUGGAAUACAGCCUCCGAAUCCAGAAGGUUGAUGUCUAUGAUGAGGGUUCCUACACUUGCUCGGUGCAGACACAGCAUGAGCCCAAGACCUCCCAAGUUUACUUGAUCGUGCAAGUUCCACCAAAGAUCUCCAACAUCUCCUCGGAUGUCACUGUGAAUGAGGGCAGCAAUGUGACCCUGGUCUGCAUGGCCAAUGGCCGUCCUGAACCUGUUAUCACCUGGAGACACCUUACACCAACUGGAAGAGAACUUGAAGGAGAAGAAGAAUAUCUGGAGAUCCUCGGCAUCACCAGGGAGCAGUCAGGCAAAUAUGAGUGCAAAGCUGCCAAUGAGGUCUCCUCGGCGGACGUCAAACAAGUCAAGGUCACUGUGAACUAUCCUCCCACUAUCACGGAAUCCAAGAGCAAUGAAGCCACCACAGGGCGAAAAGCUUCUCUCAAAUGUGAGGCCUCGGCAGUGCCUGCUCCUGACUUUGAGUGGUACCGAGAUGACACCAGGAUAAACAGUGCCAAUGGCCUUGAGAUUAAGAGCACGGAGGGCCAGUCCUCCCUGACGGUGACCAACGUCACUGAGGAGCACUAUGGCAACUACACCUGCGUGGCUGCCAACAAUCUGGGGGUCACCAACGCCAGCCUCGUCCUUUUCAAGCGUGUUUUACCCACAAUCCCCCACCCCAUUCAAGGACCUGGGUCGGUGAGAGGAAUAAACGGAUCCAUCAGUCUGGCCGUACCACUGUGGCUGCUGGCAGCAUCUCUGCUCUGCCUUCUCAGCAAAUGUUAAUAGAAUAAAAGUUUCAAAAGAAUUAAAAAAAAAAAAACCACACAAAAAUGCGUCACACAGGAUACAGAGAGAGAGAGCAAGGUGGGGGGAGACUGUUUAUUUCACAACUUGUGUGUUUAUAAAUGAAGGGGGAAAAUAAGAAAACGAAGAAGAAAAUACAACAUUUAAAACAGUUUUAAAGUCCAUCAAUAAAAAUUGGAGUAUAAUUCAGGGUGGGAAGAUUUCUACCAGAGUAUGUGUAUAUCUAAGCAAAUGUACACUGUACAAAGACUCCAUAGUGGUUGGGAGACCCGGAUUCUGUAAAAAUAAGACAAGUGAAGAAGUACCAGAUGGAUAUAACCCCACCACCAUACACACACACUUUAUCCUUCCUUCAUACUUUUUCAUCUGUGGGGAAAGAAACAAUAAGGUCUCACCUUUGGUGUUUCUAUAUCCAUCAUCAUUUUAUUCUGUGUUUUGUUUGAGCUGACUCAUAGCCAUUCAGACUAUCAAUGGAACCCACGCAGAGUCCUCUGCUGAGCCUUUGUCUGGCUUUCCUGCCUCCACUGUCUCUCCAACUUUUAAGACCAUCUCCUUUCCCUCCAGUGUGUUCUAGCUCCCCCACCUCUGCUCGGGGAUAUCCCCUCUGAACCCUCACCCACCAGCCGCUUCCCUUUGCCCCCGCCCCCAGCACUAGUCACACUGCUGAUGCUAGGAAGUGCCAUUUAAUUCUCUCCACUGUGCGCGCGUGCUGUCUCGCUCUCAACGUGGGUGUACGUGUGUGUGAGCGUGUGUCUCUCUCUAAAGCAUGCCGAGGGAAUGGUCCACGUGUACAUAGACCCAUUGUGCUAUAGAUACCGUCCCUCACUGUAAUCUUGAGAUGCGGGUGUGACUAGGAGCUGGGGGCCUGUGAUAGGGAAGGAGGCCUGGAACAGAGACUCUCCCCCAUCCAUGUCACAGGCCCUCAGUGUGUAUUCAGACCAAGUUGUGCCCCGCCUAAGGGCAGAACCUCAUUUUUCUCCCAGUCCAGCCAUCAGAACCCAGUCCAGAGUCACUCAGAUUAUCACUGUCGAUGAAAGUGCCUACAAUUGAUAGGGUGAGCAAACAGACAGAAUCAGUGCUGUGGAUGAGGUGACCUAGGAUAGAAGAUUUCUGAUUUCACUCUUGUUUCCCCCGUCUGAGGGAUUCCUAGAUUUCCUGGCAUUUUGCAGACGUGGUCCGUCUUUGCUGCAGGAGUGAGUAGCAUCCAUUGAGCAGAUCCCCAGAAGUAGGGAGAUCUCUAAGUAUUAACUCCCAAUGAAAGGAUGAUGAGACAUGUGGAGAUCCUAAGCAGCCCUGUUUUGCCCCCUCUCCACUCUUCAAAUCACACUGCAUUUGUCCCACAGAUUUCCCUGAGCAGAGAUUCUUCCCAAUUUCAGAUAAAAUAGCAUGAACGUGGUAGGAGAAGGGCAGAUGCCCAGGUCACUACUCGUAAUGGUAGAAAUACUGUCAGGACAAAGCAUUGAUCAGAGCAAAAAGGAACCCACCCAUGUGCUCCUUUGCAGAUCUCUGUCCUGGUGUUCUAGGCUAGUACCUUAUUUGGUCACCCACAUUAUCUCACUGCACAUCCACGGAUUUGCAGCACUGCUCUUCCUAGUAGCCCUUCAUUAUUCCAGGCCAGACCACUAGGAACGGCAUUAGAUUCCAUCUUUGCUGCUCACUCUUGGUUUCUAGUCUCCGAAAAAAAUACAGUGGAGGAUACAGUGUUGAUGUUUACAUCUGCAAAAGUCCUCUUGCCAUGAACACUGAAAUAAUGUGUUAGUUCUUAACCAGAAGAGCUGAGAAACUUGUAAUAAUUUAGGCAAAAGUUGUAUACAUGACCACAAAGUUUAGCAUCACCACCACACCAGAAGGAAUAGGAAAGGCUUUACAGAGAGAGCUGGCUCUCCAUGUGUAGAUACCUUUGUCAGGAAACCAGCCAUUGCUUUCACUUAGACUGUAGGAGGCAUUGGAAAUGGCUCAGUUAACGGAAGGACAUAGGAUUGUUCUUGAGGUCAUCAUUGACUAUUUCAGUGGAGCCAAAUAUGGUAGCUCACCAAGCCUUAGAACCUGCAAAACAGCUGUCACGUGAUAUAAAACAAGGAAAUUCAAAACUGCAAAUCAGAAAAGAAAGGAAGGAAGAGAGGAAGGAAAGAAGAGAUAUAAAGAAAGGGAGGGAGGGAGAAUAAGAAAAAGGACGAAGGAGAGGGAGGAAGGAAGGAAAAUAAAUCUAAAAUAUAUCUUGAAUAGAUUAAUCAAAAUUCUUUACAAUGAAGCUCAUUUUUGAAGAUAAUGAUUUUGGUGAGCAGUACUUUUAAUCUCUUCUGGGGAGUCUAUUGUUUGUUUUAAAAGCUUAUCACCAGAAUUUUAUGAUUUUGCAGUUUAGACAUGAAACUGAAGAGCAAAUUGGGCUUGGGGAUGGGUAAAAUUAUCUGUGACAGAUCCCUGCAUAGGAUCGAAAUUCUCAUCCACGAUGGUAGCUACUAAAAUAUAGAGGUGAGCCAUACUCCUAUGCAGCAUCAAUUUAUUGACAAUCAGGGAUUUCUUUAACAGUUAAGUCUUCUUAGUACAGGAACAAAAGCUUAUCAUCCUUGAUGAUAAAUAUUCCCCAUAUAUUGAUGAGUCAGCCUCAUCCUUAAGUGGAAGCUUUAGAGGAGUGCAUGCUAAUUUAAAGAUAUAUAAGAAGAGAAAAGUAGCAGGCAUUAAUUCAGUUUAGUAUCCAUUUCAGAAACAGAUUCCCAUGGCAUGUCACAGAUUUUAAUCAUACACUUAGAUUUCUUAUUGUCUUUACCCUAAGGACAAGGUCUUGGUUUUAUGGAAGGAGAUUCUCCAUUGAAAGAAAUGUCUUUGCCGUGUCAGCACCAUGUGUUCCCUGAGUUUUAUUAUAAUGGUCCAUAUAUUAAACAUAAUUAAACGUAUAUUGAAUAUUGUGUUGUUUGCAUAUAUCUCUGGUAGGAUUGGGGAAUUUUGCCCUGUCUCCUGUUUCAGAGCAGUCACUUAUCCCAGAAAUGUCAUAGGUUUGAGAAUGUCUUUAAGCAAUGUGAAAAAUGGAAGAGAAAGUAGCUUGGAGAAAGGUCAGGAAAAAGGUAGAAGCCAGAGGACUGACAUCAUGAGAUUGAGUUUGAACAUGGGACUUCUUGGAAUUUAGUUCAUCAUCGUGUGAUAAAUCUCUUCAAGAAUUUUGCCCUUUGAUAACGAAGGUUUGAAACCCUGCAAUGAAAAGAACCAACAGGUUGAAAACAAUAGACUGAGCGGAGUGAAAUACAUCAGUUAAUCUGAACAGCUAAUCUAUUUAAUGUCCUUUUUAUGAAAAAUGAAACUCCACCCUUCAUAAAACAAAAUCCUUAGACCUGACUUGCCGUUAACUAAAGCGGAAAUGACCUUGACCAAAGACACUUCCUGAAGAACGAAAUCCAUCCUAGGUUUCAUGACUGCAUGAUUAGAUCCUCUGUGGGAUUGUUCACCAGGAGGUUUGGCCUUGUUGUAGGAACAGUUUUAUCAGGUUUGAGACGAAAAAAAAAAAAAAAAAAAAAUCCCUCUGCCC